AAAAAAUCUUAAAAAAAGGUUGUGAAAAUUAAAUCUAAAAUUCUGGAUACUUUUGGAUAUAAAUAUUUUCAAAAUAAAAUGGGAACUGGCGACAGACUUCUAGAUAUUCCGUGUAAAGUUUGCGGUGAUCGUAGCUCUGGAAAGCAUUACGGAAUUUAUAGUUGCGAUGGUUGUUCUGGUUUCUUUAAACGGAGUAUUCAUCGUAAUCGUAUAUACACCUGUAAAGCGACGGGUGAUUUAAAAGGUAGAUGCCCUGUCGAUAAAACACACAGAAAUCAAUGUCGGGCCUGUCGUUUAGAGAAAUGCUUCCAAUCAGCAAUGAAUCGCGAUGCUGUACAACAUGAGAGAGGACCAAGAAAACCAAAAAUCCAUCCGCAAUUACAUCAAAGUCAUAAUGGUCAUCAUCAUCAUCACCAUCACCACCAUCAUCAGAUGCAUCAUGGGCAUCCAAAUGCACCGCACUUGCCAGUUUCCUUAGUAACAAAUGUUUCUGCAUCGUUUAAUUAUACGUCACAUAUUAAUACCGCAGCUGCUUCAAGUUUUCCACAUCACGCACCCCCACCGCCUCCACCACCUGCACCACAUCAUCCAGCUUUAUCACAACAUCACAGCCAUUCGAAUAUGCAUGGACAUGUUCCACCACCCCCUCCAGGAAUAUCAUUUCCACCAUUUUUACCUCAAAUGCACCCAAGCCUUAUAGAUUCGGCAAAAAUGCAAUCAGAUAGAGUUCCAUCCUUUGAUUUAACAUCAACAUCAACAGGUGGAAGUGGAGAAUUUUAUAAAUCAUCUGGAAUUCAAACACAACUGUCGUCUUCAUCAUCGCCCAGUCAUACAAUUCAAAGUAUAUCAAGUGUUGGUGGUCCACUGUCAGAAGGCACUGGCAGCCCGAAAUUGAAUGUUGAAACAACACCCUCAACAACACCACCAUUAAACAGUCACACUAUAUCAUCUAGUGCAUCCACAACAGCAGCUGAAAAUAUCAGUAUUAAUAGUCAAAAUACACAAAACGGGUUUUUAGAAAUCAUACUAGGGCAGGAUAAAUGCCAAGAAAUUAUUCAAUAUCAAGUUUCCAAUGCUAUUCUGUUUCCACCAUUACCUCAAAGUUUAGUAGCUGGUAUAGAUUCCCGAAUGUUUUCUUGGGAAAUGUUGCAAGAAACAACGGCACGUUUAUUAUUUAUGGCAGUACGAUGGGUACGAUGCCUAAUGCCUUUUCAAACUCUGUCAAAAAAUGAUCAACAAUUAUUAUUACAGGAAUCAUGGAAAGAAUUGUUUCUUUUAAAUUUUGCUCAAUGGAGUAUUCCACUUGACUUAGCACCUAUCCUAGAGAGUCCUUUGAUUAAAGAAAGAGUUUUACAGGAUGAAGCAACACAAACUGAAAUGAAAACUAUUCAAGAAAUUUUAUGUCGAUUUCGCCAAAUUACACCAGAUGGUAGUGAAGUUGGAUGUAUGAAAGCUAUAUCAUUAUUUGCUCCAGAAACUCCAGGGUUAUGUGAUAUACAACCAGUUGAAAUGUUACAGGAUCAAGCUCAAUGUAUAUUAUCUGACCAUGUUAGAGUUCGUUAUAAUAGACAACCAACAAGGUUUGGACGUUUACUCUUAUUAUUACCGUCUUUAAAAACUAUACGUGCAUCAACAAUUGAGGCACUGUUUUUUAAAGAAACUAUUGGUAAUGUUCCCAUAUCAAGAUUAAUACGUGACAUAUAUAUAAUGGAGCAAUAUAACGGUGUAGCUGGAGGAGCUGGAGGACGAAAAUAA
This is a messenger RNA of Condylostylus longicornis, 1755 nucleotides long. RefSeq names its product protein dissatisfaction (gene dsf). Gene Ontology annotation, biological process: regulation of transcription by RNA polymerase II; cell differentiation; anatomical structure development. The record is from RefSeq and is a predicted model, not a curated record. Gene Ontology annotation, molecular function: nuclear receptor activity; RNA polymerase II cis-regulatory region sequence-specific DNA binding; zinc ion binding. NCBI's taxonomy places the organism in Eukaryota, Metazoa, Arthropoda, Insecta, Diptera, Dolichopodidae. The transcript has 5 exons. Bases 79 to 1755 code for a protein of 558 amino acids.